AUGUUGAUGUAUGUAGAGGUGUUUGCUGCUAUUAUGGGCAGGGUGCGAGACCCAAAUACUCUCAAUGAACGCAGGGAUACAAAGAAUGGAAACAAGAGGGACAAAAAGAGAGGAAACAACAGGGACGCAGGUUGUGGAAACAGCAGGGACAUAGAGAGUGGAAAAAAUAAGGACACAGAUUGUGGAAACAACAGGGACACCGAGAAUAGAAACUACAAGGACACAGAGAGUGGAAACAACAGUGAGUCGGAAAGUGAUAACAACAGUGACACAGAGAGUGGAAACAACAGGGACACAGAGAGUGGAAACAACGGUGACACGGAGAGUGGAAACAACAGUCACACAGAGAGUGGAAACAACAGGGACACAGAGAGUGGAAACAACAGGGACACAGAGAGUGGAAACAACAGGGACAUAGAGAGUGGAAACAACAGCCACACAGAGAGUGGAAACAGCAGGGACACAGAAAGUGGAAACAACAGGGACACAGAGAGUGGAAACAACAGCCACAAGGAGAGAGUGGAAACAACAAGGACACAGAGAGUAGAAACAACAGUGACACAGAGAGUGGAAACAACAGGGAUACAGGAAGUGGAAACAACAGGGACACAGGAAGUGGAAACAACAGUGACACAGAGAGUGGAAACAACAGGGACACAGAGAGUAGAAACAACAGGAACACAGAGAGUGGAAACAACGGGGACACAGAGAGUGGAAACAACAGGGACACAGAGAGUGGAAACAACAGGAACACAGAGAGUGGAAACAGCAGUCACACAGAGAGUGGAAACAACAGGGACACAGAGAGUGGAAACAACAGGGACACAGAGAAUAGAAACAACAGUGACACAAAGAGUGGAAACAACAGGGACACAGAGAGUGGAAACAACAGAUAAACAGAGAGUGGAAACAACAGGGACACAGAGAGUGGAAACAACAGUGACACAGAGAGUGGAAACAACAGGGACACAGAGAAUAGAAACAACAGUGACACAGAGAGUGGAAACAACAGGAACACAGAGAGUGGCAACAACAGGGACACAGAUUGUGGAAACAACAGGGACACAGAGAAUAGAAACAACAGUGACACAGAGAGUGGAAACAACAGGGACACAGAGUGGAAACAACAGGGAAACAGAGAGUGGAAACAACAGUGACACAGAGAGUGGAAACAACAGUGACACAGAGAGUGGAAACAACAGGGACACAGAGAGUGGAAACAACAGGGACACAGGAAGUGGAAACAACAGGGACACAGAGAGUGGAAACAACAGUGACACAGAGAGUGGAAACAACAGGGACACACAGAGAGAAAACAACAGGGACACAGAGAGUGGAAACAGCAGGGACACAGAGAGUGGAAACAACAGGGACAUAGAGAGUUGA
Molecule: messenger RNA, 1386 nt
Organism: Ylistrum balloti
Lineage: Eukaryota; Metazoa; Mollusca; Bivalvia; Pectinida; Pectinidae
Exons: 3
Coding region: 1-1386 (461 amino acids)
Source: RefSeq, a predicted model, not a curated record